Clunio marinus is the source of this 234-nucleotide messenger RNA. The record is from the annotation of a GenBank genome assembly. NCBI's taxonomy places the organism in Eukaryota, Metazoa, Arthropoda, Insecta, Diptera, Chironomidae.
AUGAAAGCAAAACAAACAGGAAAAUGCGGAAAAUCUGAUGGAAAUAAAUCAAAGAAAACAGAUUGUUUUCUGAUAUUCGUAUCACAAAAAUUGGGUCAAAAUCACUUUUCACGUUUAUCCCACGAUUUGCACAAAUCGAAGAGCGGCAGCAAUCAACAAUCGACACAUGAAAAAACCUUAGAUCAUCAACAUCAUCAUCGUCUUACACUUGUUUCCAACAGCGAAGUUAAUUAA